CUCCUCUGCACACCAGAGAUGUUUCAGCUACCGCAGCGGGCAUCAUGGCCAUGGACGUGGCUGAACACCACCUGAGCGUCAUCAAGAGCCCACCUGCCUGGGAGGUGGGUGUCUACGCCGCGGGGGCCCUCGCGCUGCUGGGGGUCGCCGCCGUGAGCCUGUGGAAGCUCUGGACAUCGGGGAGCUUCCCCAGCCCCUCCCCAUUCCCCAACUACAACUACAGGUUCCUUCAGCAGAAGUAUGGCGAGACCUACGCGGAGGCCAGGCAGGUGAGAGUGCCUGCCUGGAGUACCCGUCGGGCCAGCACUCGGGGACCACCCAGCCGCAAAGGCAGCCUCAGCAUGGAGGACACCUUUGAGACCAUCAGCGAGCUGGGGCCCCUGGAGCUGAUGGGCCGGGAGCUGGACCUGGCCCCCUACGGGACCCUCCGGAAGUCCCAGUCAGUGGACUCCGUCAACUCCAUCUCCUCCGUGAGCAAUACCUUUGGACAGGACUUCACGCUGGGCCAGGUGGAGGUGAGCAUGGACUACGACGCCGCCUCCCACACCCUCCACGUGGCUGUGCUGCAGGGGAAGGACCUCCUGGAGCGGGAGGAAACCAGCUUCGAGUCCUGCUUCAUGCGCAUCAGCCUGCUGCCUGAGGAGCAGAUCGUAGGCAUUUCCCGGAUCCAGAGGAACGCCUACUCCAUCUUCUUCGACGAGAAGUUCUCCACCCCCCUGGACCCUGCUGCCCUGGAGGAGAAGAGCCUGCGGUUUUCGGUGUUCGGCAUCGAUGAGGAUGAGCGGAAGGUCAGCACGGGCGUGGUGGAGCUGAAGCUUUCCGUACUUGACCUUCCGCUGCAGCCCUUCAGCGGCUGGCUCUACUUACAGGACCAGAACAAGGCCGCCGACUCUGUGGGCGAGAUCCUGCUCUCCCUCAGCUACCUCCCCACGGCCGAACGCCUCACCGUGGUCGUGGUAAAGGCCAAGAAUCUCCUCUGGACCAGUGACAAGACCACAGCGGACCCCUACGUCAAGGUGUACCUACUGCAGGAUGGGAGGAAGAUGAGCAAAAAGAGGACGGCUGUGAAGAGGGACGACCCCAACCCAGUGUUCAAUGAAGCCAUGAUCUUCUCGGUGCCAGCCAUUGUGCUCCAGGACCUGUCUCUCCGCGUGACGGUGGCCGAGAGCAGCAGUGAUGGCCAUGGGGACAACAUAGGCCAUGUCAUCAUCGGGCCGUCAGCUAGUGGCAUGGGCACCACACACUGGAACCAGAUGCUGGCCACGCUGCGCAGGCCUGUGUCCAUGUGGCACCCCGUCCGGCGAAACUAGCAGCUGGGGCAAGGCCAGGAGGGGCACUUGAGCUGCCUGGAGCCUGGCGCAAGCUCAGGGGUGACACCCUUCUCCAUUGUCCGGCUGGAGCCAUGAAUGCUGGGGUCCCCCCGUGGACUCCCCAUGAGCCAACUCGGUCCCUCGAUCUAGACUGCAGUGGAGAAAGAGCCAGAGUUUCUCCCAUGAGGACCAGCUGUAGCCGGUCACUGACCCAUUGUUCUCCCAUUUUGAGAUCCCCCAACCGGUCUGCCCCUCAGCCUGGAGUGACCUUGGCCUCAGAGCUCCUCAUAUCCCACCCUGGUGGGCGGCCAGUGCCACGCUGGGCCAGGCACUAGAACAGAGCAAGUCUUGGGGGGCCGGGCGCUGUGCAGGCACCAGCAGGCAUGACAUGAACAAGGCACAGACCUCGAAGACGCCAGGAAGACAAGAGCCUCUGUCCUGGUGAUCUGCUCAGUGUGAAUGGUGGCCCAGCCAGGCAGGGCUCAGGGUGGGGGGGCGAGGGUACGGGGCCUGCAGGACGACAUGGGAGCUGUGGCUUGAGGGACAAGGAAAAGAACUGAGAGUGGCCCAGCCUGAGCGUUAGGGACGUGGGCUUCUCUGCACACAGUCCUCAGCCCCCUGUGGUGGACACAAGGGCCUCUCCGGGCAGGAGAAGAGACCAAGAGACCAGGCCGAGCAGAGCCCCGCAGGCCACAUGGGACACUGGCUCGGCGUCAUCCUCUGAAACCUACUCCCUUGAACCAUGACCCUUAGGAGACCCAGAGGCCCGGACCCAGGCCCUGUGUUUAGUCCCACGCACUCCAGGCCUUGGCUCCAAGGCGUUUGCUGGAGUCCUUCCAGGCCAGGCCCUGUUGGGCAGAGAUGUCGCAGCCUGCGGGGGACUGGGGGUGGGUGGGGCGGCCAGAACACAGCAGGGGAUCUGUGGGCGAGGCCUUUGGGGGCUGCAGGCCCCUGAGAGGACAUGGGGGAUGGAGCAGGAGACCCUUGGGCUGGGCCUUGGAGGGAGGGGCAGCCUGAGCAGUGGCAUCGAAGGACAGUUAGGAGGGGUCAGGACGGACUGUGAGGAUGGGAAGGCGGUGGCUCCUAGAGCACGUUCCCAAAGCAGGACCCUGAGAUGAGGCUUCAAGGGCACGGGGUGUCAGGGGACAGCCCUCAGGAGAAGCCAGUCGGGGAGAGAGGGAUCCGGGGCAGCGAGCAAGCUGUGGCUUCCAGAGUCUAGCCUCGGCCUGACGGCUUGGGGAAGCUCGGAGUGUGAAUGGCACCCAGAGGGGUCCUGCUCCAAAGGAAAGGGGCUUGGCUGUCACCCUCACAGGCAUCAUCUUUGGCUUCUGCCCCACCCCCGGCGGGAGGAAGUGUCACUGGCCGAGGCGGCUUCCAUCCUCCACAGGCAGCCGUGCACCUCUCAUAGCUGAGGGCUGGGCGUCCCUGCUGGUUCAAAGGGAUGCGGGGGGGGGGGGGGGGAGAGGCAGUAUCUACUCCAUGUGGCAAUCCAUAGGGAGCACAUGGGCUCUUGGGCUGGCUGCCUCUGGCCCUGGUGAGCCAUGGACACCCAGGCCCACUGGUUAUCCCCAAUGAUGUGGCAGGAGAGGGUGGCUGGACCACAGUGGGAGGCCCAGGGUAGCAUGGGGGCUAGAGGCAGGACUGUGGCUCUCCCCUUGUGACACAACCAGGGCCCAGCACCAGGAGGUCUGCACAGCCCAGGCCAGCAUAGGGUCCGGGGACACAGCGGGCGAGCCUGUGCAGCCGGGGAGAGCCCAGACUCUUCCUACCCCAGGGCUGUGCAGUGCAGGCCAUGCUUCCCGCUUCCCUCUCUUCCCUUCCCUCUAACUGCAUGACAUGUUGACUGUGCACUGAUGGGCGUGGUGGGGACUGAGUAUGCUGACUGGAAUGAUUCUAGAACCACAAUAAAGCUGGGGCAGGAAGGAGGGGGCUUCCAGGAGCCCUGCUCAGCCUGAA
Molecule: messenger RNA, 3266 nt
Organism: Myotis daubentonii (Daubenton's bat)
Lineage: Eukaryota; Metazoa; Chordata; Mammalia; Chiroptera; Vespertilionidae
Gene: SYT12
Product: synaptotagmin 12
Biological process (GO): synaptic vesicle endocytosis; calcium ion-regulated exocytosis of neurotransmitter
Cellular component (GO): plasma membrane; exocytic vesicle
Molecular function (GO): clathrin binding; calcium ion binding; SNARE binding
Source: RefSeq, a predicted model, not a curated record